Molecule: messenger RNA, 25325 nt
Organism: Pelobates cultripes (western spadefoot toad)
Lineage: Eukaryota; Metazoa; Chordata; Amphibia; Anura; Pelobatidae
Source: the annotation of a GenBank genome assembly
GUUAAGUUCUCUCCAGAAUUCACUGUAUCUUUUACGGAGUAAAAACUCAUCUGGAAGCUUUUUUAAAUACUGGAUUUAUAUCUAAACAAGUCUGGAGGUAUGGAUUACUUUAAAUUUAUUUUGAAACAGGGCAGGAAGUAUCAGACUGUGUUGGGUUACAGUUCUUUAUCUUUGCUUGCUGCUGUAAGUGAGACUUCCUUCAGUACCAUAGUAUAUAAAUGUCCAUGUAACAGCUAUAAUUACAUGUAUGGCUUAGUUUUCUUACUAGUUCCAGCCUUGAUACUCUUCAUGCUUGGCUAUAUCCUCAGUAUUCACAUGUGGCAGCAAUUCACAUCUUGCUGCAACGAAGAAGGGCACUGCUGCUUGAAUGGGAAAGUAAAAAAUUAUCUAUGGAAGUUUCUGAAAGUGACAUUUGCAUCAGCAUUGGCCCCUCUGACCUGGAUAGCCUUGGCUCUGCUGAAAGGUACUUUUUAUGAGUGCAUAGUCUCUGGCUUUCAUUGGGACUACUUGAAACAACGAUUUUGUGAGAACAAAACAGGGUGUCUGAAGAUAUUGCCUCAGCUGCCCUGUAUUUCGUCAUCAUCAUCAUCAUCUACAUCCUUAUUAUCUACAUUGAACCUUACGAAGAGUAACAUAGAAAAUAUCCAAAGUAACUUACGUGCAGAAUCUCAGGUAAUGAUCUGUUCACAGUUUGUUUAAUGCAAACAUGAGGUGCUUUUUGUAAUUCACAAUUUGUUAAAUUGAUUUAGUUUCUUUAGAUAGUUUCCUGAAACCACAGGCCAAUACUUCCUAAAUGACUGUUGCCUUUGUAGAGUGGAUAUAAGUAUUCACUAAUGUAUAUCAUGUAUCAUUCUUAGUAGAGUUUAAUUAAAAUUAAAAAAGCAGAUUCAAUGUGCAAUACUCCUCAAACGCUUUGGAUUACUGUUUAACAUAUUACUUAGUUAAGUAAAAAAGCAGAAGGUAAUUUAUUUUUGAAGUUUGUAAGCUUUUAUGAUAGAAAGUUAUAAGGCAAACAUCCAUGUAAGGUAGAGUUUCCCAACCCGUGGUACGCAUAUCCCCAAGGGUACAAUACAGAUCCCCUGAGGGCAUGCAAAAAAAUUCUGUAAUGGUGGAAUUGACUUCUGCACCACCGAUCCUGGGCAGUUGCACACUGUCCCCAUGGGCUUGAAAGGCGGUCGAGUGCUGACACCCUGGUAUUCGCACCGCGGCUCCACUCCCUUGCCUCCUUAUUGGAGUUCGCACUGAACGCAUCGCAUGGAGGUUGGGGAGAGGAGUGUGCAUUGCAUGGGAGGCUGGUAUGGAGUGAAUCGCAUGGCAAGCUGGCUGGGACAGAGGAAAUCAUGCCCAUGACAUGCACUUGUGUUUACACACACUGGGAUUGUAGAAAUUUAAGAGACUCCUUUUGGUGCAUGAAAAAAAGGUCAGUGCCCCCCUCCCCAAACACUACCCCCUCCCACACUGCCCCCCUCACUGUCACCCUCCCCACACGGUACCCCCACACUAUAUCCCCCCACACUGUCCCCCUCCCCACACAUUGUCCCCUUCCCCUUACACACAGACUCCCCCACAUACUCUCCCUACACUGUCCACCUCCCCACAUACUGUCACGCUCCCACACAAUACCCCCACACUGCCCACCUCCUAUAUGUUUCCUUCACACUGCCCUCCUCCACACACACUCCCCUUCUACUGUCAUUCUGCCAUUCACUGCCCUCACACUAUUACCCUCACACACACUGCAUCCACAGUGUCACCCUCCCCGCACACUGCCCCCACACUGUCACCCUCCCACACAAUGCCCCCCUUUCCAUUCACUGUCCCCACAUCAAAACCCUCCCACACAUUCCUCUCUCCACACAUUGCCCCCACACUGUCACCCUUCCCACACACUGCCCCCACACUGUAACCCUCCCCACACUGUCCUUGUCAGGGGUUUGGUCUGGUAGUGGUGCUGACCAGUGCAGCAACCUCUAUAGGGUGGAACCCAGAAUGCAAAGAAACCAAUAAAUCAAGGCAAAAAAAUAAGUGUAUUUAUAUUUAAGAGUGUAGCUAAAGGGCAUUUGGAUACAGGACUGGCAAGGCCAGGCCUCUGGAUACAGGACAGGCAGGGCCAGGCCUCUGGAUACAGGACAGGCAGGGCCAGGCCUCUGGAUACAGGACAGGCAAGACAAGGCCAGGCUUCUGAAUACAGGACAGGCAAGGCAAGGCCAGGCCAGGCCUCUGGAUACAGGACAGGCAAGGCAAGGCCAGGCCUCUGGAUACAGGACACACUGUCCUUGUAGCAGUGCAGCAACCUAUAUGAGGUGGAACCCAGAAUGCAAAGAAAUAAUAUACAUAUAAAUCAAGGCAAAAAAUAAGGACAGGCAAGGCAAGGCCGGGCCUCUGGAUACAGGACAGGACAGGUCUCUAGAUACAGGACAGGCAAAGCCUCUGGAUACAGGACAGGCAGGGCAAGGCCAGGCCUCUGGAUAAAGAACAGGCAAGGCAAGGCCAGGCCUCUGGAUACAGGACAGGAAAGGCCAGGCCACUGGAUACAGGCACUGCAAGGCCAGGCCAGGCCACUGGAUACAGGCACAGCAAGGCAAGGCGAGGCCUCUGGAUACAGGACAGGCAAGGCAAGGCCUCUGGAUACAGGCCUCUGGAUACAGGACAUGCAAGGCAAGUCCAGGCUUCUGGAUACAGGACAGAACACACUCUCCCUACACUGUCAUCCUCCCCCACACACUGUCCACCUUCACACAUACUGUCACCCUCCCACAGUGUCACACUGGCCCCACACUGACAUCCUCCCACACUGACCCCCUCCCUUACAUACUACCCCUACACUGUCACCCUCCCACACUGCCCUCCUACCACACAAUGUCACCCUUUUCAUACACCCUGCCACACAUAACCCUGCCACACAUUCCCCCUCUCCACAUACUGUUCCCCUCCCCACGCUGUUGACCUCCCCACACACUGUCGACCUCCCCACACCAAGUCCCCACACUGUCACCCUCCCCAUACACUGCCCCUACACUGCCAACUCCCGCUCACUGUUACAUUCCCUACACACUGCCCACACACUGUCACCCUCCACACACAGUGCCUCACACACUGUCCCCCUCCCCCACACUACUACUACACUGUCACCCUUCCACACUACCCCACAUACUUCCACCACACUGUCCCCUCCCACAUUGCUCUCCUUCCCACACACUGCAUCCCCCACUUUCAACUUUCCACACUGUCUCUACACUGUCACCCUGACCCACUGCCCCCUCCCAAACACUGCCACUACACUGUCACCCUUCCACAGUACCCCCAUACUGUCCCCCUCCUCACACACUACCACCACACGGCCCCCUUCCACAUUGCCACCGCCCCAUGUAGUGCCUCCCUCCACACACACUGCAUACCACACUCUCACCCCCUCACACUCGCACUGUCCCCACACUGUCCCCCUCCCACAUUGGCCCCCUACCCACACACUGCCCUCACACUGUCACCCUCCCACACUGUCAACCUCCUCGCACACACAAUUACCCUCUCCCCACAGACUGCAUCCCACACUGUCACCCUUUCCACAUUCACACUGCUCCACACUGUCACCCUCACACACUGCCUCCCUCCCCUGCACUGCCACUACACUGUCACCCUUCCAAACUACCCCCACACACUACCACCACACAGUCCCCCUCCUACAUUGCCCCCCUCCCCACAUAGUGCCUCCCUCCCCACACACUACCGUCACAAUGUCACCCUCCCACACUGUUACCCUCCUCCCACAUACUGCCCCCAACACACCACCCCCACACGCUAACACCCUCCCACACUCAAACUGGCCCCUCACUGACAUCCUCCCCCUACACUGUCACCGUCACCACACUGACACCCUCCCACACCAUCACCCUCCCACACCAUCACCCUCCCACACACUACCUCUAUACUGUCACCCUCCCAUGUACUGUCACCCUCCCCAAACACUACCCCACACUGUCCCCUCCUCACACACUGUCCUCCUCCUCACACACUGCCCACACACUUUCACCAUUCCACAUUGUCACCCUCCCCAUUCACUAACCCCACCCUGUCACCCACCUCCCACACACUGCCCCACACACACUUCCCCCACUAUUACCCUCCCCGCACUCUCACCCUCCUCAUAUACUACCUUCUCACUGCCCACCUUCCCACACUCUGCCCCCCCAUACUCACAUGCUCUAAAACUCACACUGCCCCACGCGGUCACCCUACAACACUCUCCCCUCCCCAUACACUACCCCACACUGGCACCAUUCCCACACGCCCCCCACACUGUCACCAUCUAACACACCUUCACUGCCCCCUCACCCACAUUGGCAUCUCCCUCCACACUGUCACCAUCCCCCACAAUGCCACCCACACUAUCCCUGUCCCACACACUGUCACCAUUCCACACACUGCCCCUGCACACUUAACCCCUGCCCCCACACACUGUCCCACUCCACACACACACUGCCCCCACAUUGUCCCUCUACCCACACACUGCCCCUACACUAUCACCCUCCCCACACACUGUCUUCCUUCAUACACAUUGUCCCCACACUGUCACCUGCUCCCACACACUGUCUCCCUCCCCAAACACUGCCUCCACAUUGUCACCCCCAUGCACACUGCCCCCACACUGUCACAAUCCCCACGCACAGCUCCCACACUAUCUGUGGCAGAGGAGGAGCAGGGAGAGCCUGUGUGAGAGGAGAAGCAAGGAGGCCAGGGGCAUAAGAGGAGCUGCGAGAGCCUGGGGCAGAGGAGGAACAGUCGAGCCUGUGACAGAAGAGGAGCAGGGAGAGCUUGCUAUAUACAAGGAGAGCUUGGAGGCAGAACAGGAGCAGGUAGAGUCUGGGCUAGAAAUGCAGGAAGAGCCUGGGGUAGAUGAGAAGCAGUGUAGUCUGGUGUAGGAGAUCAUGGAGAAGAGGAAAAGCAGGGAGAACCUUGGGCUGAGGAAAAGCAGCGACAACCUUGGGCAGAUGAGGAGCAGGGGAGCCUGUGGCAAAAGAAAAGCAGUGGAGCCAUGGGCAAAUGAGAAGCAUGAGAGCCAUGGACAUAGGAGGUGCAGGCAGGGCCAGAUUAACAGCCCAGUGGGCCUGGUGCUGACAAUUAUGAUGGGCCUAAUUACAGAAUCUUAUCGACCAAAACACUAAAACACUCCCAAGCAUCAUGUAUCUGAUGGAGAUGGUGCUUGAGGGAAAGAAAACAGCAGCUAUAAGAAAACACAUACCCUAUGCUAAUCUCUCUCUAAUUUAUGUUUUCAUCUUUCAAGUAAAUUCAUAACCCGUAACAGCAGUGUCCAGUGAAGCAGGAAGUCAAUGGGUGCGGUAAAAGGGUGUGCCACUGACGCAAAUCACGUAACCUGCCAAAAGGGGCAAACAUGCUUAAAAGGGAGGCAUGUUUGUCCAAAGAAUUGGAAGGCCAGCCUGGCAUGAAUGCAUGUCAGGCUGCCUGCCAAUCAUGCAGGCUGUCCAACUACGGGCAUACUAUGCAGACAGCACCCUGAGCUUGGCAUUAAUGCGUCUAAUGAUGCGCUCGCUCAACGCUUUCCAAGGACUGUCCCCUAGCACUCACAUGUCCACUUGUCUCCUUACAAGCAGGCAGAAGCUCCUGGUAUAUAGUCUGAGACAGAGAAAAGGUAGAUGUAGUGAGUGUAGAAGAAAGGGAACAUGCCACAUUGUUAGAGAGACCAAAGUCAGCAUUACCUUAACUAAUUUUAUUGUCAGCCAGUCCACACAAGUUUUGUUCCUAUACAUCUAUCUUAAGUUUCCAUACUUAAACAAGAGUAUGUGAAAAGUAGUUAGGGUUGCCACCUUUCUUGGAAAAACAUACCGGCCUAACUAAUUUGCAUAAUUAAUUCUGUUUAGGUGACCUCAUAUGAUGUAAAUCACAAGGAGUAACAUAAGAGAAAAUGCUGUAAAAUCACCCAAAAAAACUUACAGUUUGAUUCAGCUGUAUAAAUGGAUUGCUACCAGUGUUUCAAGUCUCCAAUUGUCCCAGUGUCCCCAUGUGUCGAUUAACUCAGGUCUCAGUGUCCCUAUGUAUCUGUGUCUCAGUGUCCCAUGUCUCCCAGCGUCCCCUAGUCUCCCAGUACUGUCGUGUCUCCUAGUCUCCCAGUGACCCUAUGUAUCACAGUGUCCCUAUGUAUCACAGUGUCUCAAUGUCCCCAUGUCUCCCUGCCCCCCCGUAUUCCCAUGUGUCCCCAUGUCUCCCAGAGUCCCCAUGUCACUAGGACACAAGGAAUAUGAUGAGACCUGGGGACACAGUGAGAUCUGGGGACAUCGGGAGACCGAGACACCAGGGACACUGGGAGACUAGGGGACACUGGCAGGGACACAUGGGGACACUGGGAAAAUAGGGGACACAGACACCAGGAACACAGACACUAGAGACACUGGCUGGGGGAUAUGGGGACAUUGAAACAUGGGGGCACUAGGAGACAUGGGAACACUGAGACACCAGGGCCACAGACACUAGGGACACUGGCUGGGAGACAUGGGGACAUUGAGACCCUUGGGGCACUGGGAGACUAGAGGACACUUGGAGACAUGGGGACACAGACACCAGGGACACUGGCUGGGAAACAUGGGGACACUGGGAGACAUGGGAACACUGUGUCCCCAAGUGUCUGUGUCAUAAUAUCUCCCAAUGUCCCUUAGUGUCUCAGUGUCCCCAUGUCUCCUUUCAGCCUUUCCACCCAUCCCUCACUUCCCUAAGCUGUAGGCUGUCUCUGCAGGGCGGGAGUUGCUGUCUGGACUCUCUGUAGCUGCUCCUCUGUGAAUCAGUGAGUAGAGAUAGGCAGUGAGGGAUAUGCUGGAACUUCCUAUCCCUGCCUCUCUCCACACACAGUGACCCCUACUGGCUAGUGCUGGUAUUGCGUCAUAAUCUCUGUUUAUACUUAGAAAAAUAUCAGCAUUUGUGUUUCCAGUAUGACUGCAAUAUCGGCACUGCCCAGGCAGCCUCAAAUACUGGCUGUGCCAAUAAAAUAAAAGUCAGUGGAAACCCUAAGAGUGUGUAAAAAAAAAAUACAAAAAAAAAUCAAUGGGCCUAUUCCAUAGGCCUGGGCCUGGAGUUGCAGCUCCAUCAGCCCCUAUUUUAAUCCGGCCCUGGGUGCAGGGAGAGUCUGGGGCAGAGUAAGAACAGAGGAGCCUUGGGCAGAGGAAGAUCAGUGAAGCCUGGGGAUGAUGAUGAGCAGGGGAGCCUGAGGACGGGCAGAGGAGACAGGGGCAAAUGAAAAGAAAAGGAGACAUUGGGGUUUAUGAGGAGCAGGAAGAGUCUGGGGCUGAUGAGUAGCAGGGAGAGCCUUGGCAACGUAGGAGCAGGGUAACCUAGGGCCGAGGAGGAGCAGGGAGAGCCAAAUGCAGAGUAAAAGGGGAGUUUGGACAACAAAAGCUAUACAUUUGCAAUAACGACAAUUAUAUUAAUUACAAACAUUUUGAUAAUAUGAAGAGUACAAUUUAUGGAAAUGGGAUGCCAUGGAGUAAAAAAAGAUUGGGAACCACUGAUCUAAGGAAAGUAAUCUCACCAUAUUCCAUAAGGGUCAGCACAACCCAAUUAAAGAAUAAAACCCAAGACAAUCCAUAUCAUAUUGGGUACUAGUUAUUGUUACCUUCAUUAAAGGGUUACUCUAACCCUACUUAAAUAUAAAUUUAUUUUAAGGAAUAAUGCUCUAUAUAGGGCAUUAUUAUUUAGGUGCAAUAUAUGGUGAAGUACUCAGUCAUUCUAUUAGUUUAAAAUAUAUUACUCGAAAAUCCAUAUCAGGUUUGUGCAAAUGUGUUCUUAAAAUGCAAACUGAAUAAAGUGCAAUUUAAUAACUUGUCACAGUGGUUCCCAAACCAGUCCUCAAAGCAACCCAACCAGUCCAGGAUUUAGAGAUUACCCAGUUGUGUCUAAGGUGUUUAGAAAAAAAAAAAAACUUUAGAUACAACUGGCUAAUACCUAAAUCCUUGAUUGGAAGGGGUGCCCUGAAGACUGGUUUGGAAACCACUGACUUAUAAUGCAAACUUUGAAUUUAAAAGUGGAUAGUAUUUUUGUAUACCAAUUUACAAAUCAUUUUAAGUGCCAAUGAACAAAGAGCAUCCACAAUAUACCAAUUUCUCAAAAUAUUUGUGAUUUUAAAAUUACAGUGCUUAUGGCAGACAGUAUCUCGUUAAACCACUACAAAUAAUUUUUUGUGCUUUUUAUUAUAUCCACAAUACUGCUCAGGUCACUCUUUGGACAGGGGUAAAAACCUCAAAGACACAAAUACAGAGAGCAACCUUAAAAAAACCUUAAAAACCCCCCAAAGAGAACUUAAAAUGCCAACUCACAAAGGAGGAGCCAGGGGUAUGGCUCAAUGUUUUAGCCUUGGAGUCCUUUUGUAUGGAUUUAGACAUAGGUUAAGUUGUUUUGGUGCCCUUUAUCCCCUUAAGGAUGGCGGGUGUUCUCUGCCACCCUUUUUUGGGUGGUCAUAAACACCGGCGGGCGGCAUAGAACGUCCCCACCGUCCUUUGUGGUCACCGGGUCCCCGCCAUUCCCCUGACAGCGGUCGCAAUCCUGGGGUCUGCCUGGGAGCUCAGGAAGACCCCCUAUGCCUGAUCCGGCUCCCCCGGCCAUGUGAUCACGAGGUCCUUGCGAUCACAUGGACGGAAUAGCCGGCUAAUGCAGUGCCUGCAGGGGGCCUGCCUGAGCUCUCAGGCAGUCCCCCUAUUGCCUGUAAAAAAAGUUUUUAAAGUCAAUAAAAGUUAAUAAAAAGUUUAAUAAAGUAAAUAAAAGUACUUGGAUCAUAUAUAUGAUAUAAGUACUUUUAUAUGCACAUACACAUACAUAAACCAUUAAUAAAAGUGUAUAUAUGGAGUAAGGAUAAGCUUAGGAUAGUGUAAAGGGAGCAAGUCGGUUGUGGUGUGCCGAUACCGACGAUACGGUAAGCCUGUAAAUAAAGAGGGCCCACCAAGGAGUAAGAAAGUAAAGUAAAUGGAAAGAAAAGAGAAAGUGUUGAAAUGAGGAGUGGGUGGGAGGGUCAUUCUGAUGCUGACCUCAAGCGAUAUGAGUCAGGUAAGGGGUGUCCCUUAUAUAGGGGAGUGAAUUAAUUUAAGCCCCUCCCACAAAUACAGGCAAAACUGCCUUAAUACUUGUGUAAGGGGCAAAAUAGCCGUAUAUGGAGUAAGGAUCCAGCAUAAGCUUAGGAUAGUGUAAAGGGAGCAAGUCGGUUGUGGUGUGCCGAUACCGACGAUACGGUAGGCCUGUAAAUAAAGAGGGCAAAAAUGAAUAAUCAAAGAUUUAAUACAGUCAACAAAUAUAUACAAAUUAACCAGACAUUUCCUUAAAUGCAUUACAGUAUUUAAUUCCUGAAAGGAUUUUGAAGGUAGGAAUCUAGGACCGAAAGUGGGCACCAUUUGUUGUGGGUAGGAUAGUAUGUUAUCUCUACUGUUGGUGCAUGUUGACUCAUUUCGGAAUGUGGUAGAGCCAAUAGGUAAUGAUAUAUGUGUUUACGUACGUGGGAUCGUUGAAGACAAUGAUCUGUCUGAGUGGUGGUGAUGGUAGUGGAUUCUCUGGCCUGAGAAAGGCAUAAAAGGCAAUGUGCAUGGCUGGUAAUGGCCGACUUGGUAGUAUAAUUGAAUGGUUGUAGAUCUAAUAGGUCCGAUAAGGAUGAACAGUUGGAUGGCUAUUGGUAAUCUCUGAGAGGAACGUGGGGGAAUGGAUUCCUGAAAACCUCUGAGUAUAUUCUUUUCUGGUAUGAUAGCAUGAAGUUUAUGGUAGUUUUGGCCAUAGGUUAUCAUGUGUUGUUGAAUGCCUGUAAAAUAUAUAAUUAAUGGUGUAUGAGAUAGUUUAAGUUUAAGGUGGCAAAAAUAAGCAAAACUUAGGAGAAAUUAUAUAUAGAAUGAUGUUAAUUUUAUAUAUCUAUAUAUAUAUAUGAAACAAGGGGGGGUUGGCUGCACUCACCUGAACAUGCAUAAAUAGGGGUGCUGCUGGGGGCCAAAUGAUACAAUACACAAGAUCCAGCGCACUCACCUAUCCACUAAACAGCAACUUCAAUGUUGAAAGAUUUUUUUUUUUUUUUUUUUUUAAAUCCUGAUCCUGAUGAAAGUCCCUACUGGGACUGAAACGUUGAUCUUAUAUAUUUUUAAUGGAUAAUCAAUAAACUUUAUGUUUUAAUCUUCAAAGACCAAGAGUGCUAAUCACUAUAUAUAUAUAUAUAUAUUUGUGUAAGGGGCAAAUAGCCAUAUAUGGAGUAGCGUUCAAGUAAGAACGUAGGAUAGUAUAAAGGAGCAAAGUCAGUUGUGGUGUGCCGAUACCGACGAUACGAUAGGCUUGUAAAUAAAGAGGGCCCACCAAGAAGUAAUAAAAGUAAAGAAAAUAGAAGGAAAAAGAAAGUGUUGAAAAUGAGGAGUGGGUGGGAGGGUCAUUCAGAUGCUGACCUUGAUCGGUGUGGAGUCAGGUAAGGGGUGUACCUUAUAAAGGGGAGUGAUUUAAUUUAAGCCCCUCCCACAAAUACAGGCCAAACAGCCUUAACCCCUUAAGGACCAAACUUCUGGAAUAAAAGGGAAUCAUGACAUGUCAAGUUCAAGUAAAAACGUAGGAUAGUAUAAAAGAGCAAAGUUGGUUGUGGUGUGCCGAUACCGACGAUACGGUGGGCCUGUAAAUAAAGAGGGCAAAAAUUAAUAACCAAAGAUUUAAUACAGUCAACAAAUAUAUAUACAAUUAUCCAGACAUUUCUUUAAAAGCAUUUCUUAAUUCUUGUGUAGGUUUUGAUAUGUAAGUCGUAUAUGCGGAUGACUUCCAACGCCCCAGUGUUUUAUUGAUAUGUACCGGUAUGUUAGCGCUAGAAGCUGUGGAGGCCGCCCCUAUGCGGAAGGAGUGACCUGAGUAGUGAGAAGGGUUAAAACCUAGUAUGGUUAACAGGGAUCGGAUGUAUUUCAUGAAAGUCGUGGUAGUGAGAACAGAGCCUUUUAGUGAGAAUAGGUGUUGUGAUGGUGGUGACGUGGUAAGUGAAAGGUAGGAAUCUAGAGCUGUUACUGGACACCAUUUGUUGUGGGUAGGGAAAUAAGUGAUCUCCACUGGAGGUGCGUGUUGGCUUGUUUUUGACUGGGGUAGUGACAGUAUGUAGUGAACCAUGUGUUUGCAUAGGUGUGUGUGUAGAAGACAUCUGUCUGUCUGAGUGGUGGUGAUAGUAGUGAAUUCUCUUGGCCUGAGGAACCUGUAGAAUGCUAUGUACAUGGCAGCUUUGUUGACUGUGUUGGUGGUAGAGUGAAAAGGUUUGGAGUCUUACAGGUCAGAUAAUGACUAGAAAAGUGUGUUGUCUAUAGGUAAUCUCUGCGGAGGACAUGGAGGAAUGGAUUUCUGAAUACCUCUGAGUAUGUUCUUUACCUGAUAAGAUGACAUAAAACUAUGUGUAUGGGGUUGUAGUGUUAGCAUGUGAUGUUGAAUGCCUGUCAGAUAUAAUUUGAUUGUGUUGUAAGAUAAGUGUAAUUUAAGGUGGCAAAAAGAAGCGAAGGCUAUAAUAGAUUCCUGAGAAAUCUCAUGAUUGUUAGGGAUGAUGAACGGCCUUUGUUAAUGAUGUCACAUGUUGCUUGGUUGUCUGUGUGGCAACGGACUGACAAGCCUGACCAUAAAUGUCCCCAUGGCAGCUGCUACAAUGGGGUAAAUCUCAAAAAGAUCUGAGGUUGUAAAAAAGCCUUCUAAGUCAUAGACUUCUUCAGGCCAAUUACCCCAAAGCCAUUCGUUCCCAAAGAUCGCUGCGAAACCUGUGGUAGACGCAGCGUCUGACCAUAUGGUUGGGGAUAUGUCAGACAACUCUGGGAACAAGCUUUUACCAUUCCAGGUGGUCAAGAAUUCUUUCCACAUGUGUAGGUCUGCCGUGGAGUGCGCAUCCAAGGACAGUCUAUAGUUGUCGUGUUGGAAAUGAGGAAAAAGACAGAGAAGUCUAGAUAUGAAAGCACGCCCUUGAGGGAUGAUGUGCAUGGCAAAGUUGAGAGAUUGAAGUUCCUUGCGGUUGCAAUUACCCAGCAAGAUGUAAUGGUUGAUACUGUUGAGGAUGUUUGUCAUUUUUUCUUGUGGUAAACUAGCUUGCAUAGAGGCAAAGUCUAGUUGUAUACCCAGAAAUGUAAUGAUUGUGUCUGAACCUUCGGUUUUCUUAGAGGAUACUGGGACUCCCAGGUGGUCAAACAGACUAAUGGUUUCUUUGAGACUCCUGGGGGGAAAGGAGUUUUCUUCGAUCAGCAAGAAAUCAUCCAGAUAAUGGGUGACAAUGGGGCAUCUGGAAAUGUUAAGUAACAACCAGCAAAGUGAUUCUGCAAAAGUGUCGAAGAUUUUAUGGCUACUUUUUGACCCAAGGGUUAAGCAGGAGAAAAAGUAAUAGUUAUCUGCCCAUUUGAUGCCAUGUAAGUGCCAGAGUGUAGGGUGGAUAGGUAGUAGUUUAAAGGCAUUUGUAAUGUCUGUCUUACUUAGCCAAGCUCCAAUCCCUGCUUGCGUGAUGGCUGUGAUGGCAUGAUCUAUAGUGGCAUAUUGUAGGGAAAACUCUUUGGAGGGAAUAAGGGAGUUAAGACUCAGGGUAGACGAGGUAUGAGGGGCUGAGAGAUCUAUGAUGAGUCUCUGCUUCAGGGAAGAUUUCCCUGUGACUAUCCCGAUGGGAUUUGUACGCCAUGCCGUAAAAGUUGGGGUUUUAAAAGUCCCGAACAAAAACCCCUCUGCCAAUUCUUGGUCUAAGAGUGUAUCUAUGGCUGUUGGGUUUUGUUGUGCUGAUUGUAAAUUUGGACAUUCAAGAUGGCCUGUGGGCAUAUGUAUAAUGCCUGUAUGGAACCCCUCUGAGAAACCAGAGAUGAGAAAAUCUACCAUAUGUCUGGAGGGGUGAUUGGUCAGUAGUGCUGAGAAGACAUGAAUGUUAACAGACGUUAGGUAUGGUUUAGGGUACAUUUUAUUUGGAUACAUGGUUUUUGCAUGUGCCCUGAAACAAUGUGAACAAAUAUGCAAUAACCUGCAUGCACUAAAGCUACAUGUACCCACAUUGAAAUUAUUGCACACCUGUAAUUUACAAAAGAAAAUGACGACCCAGUUUGUCUGGUGGUUCUCUCAGUUCUACCCACGUAGCUGAUGCUAGGUGAAUGAUUACAGUAGUCUGCCGUGUGAGAACAAAAAUUAGUAGUGUGAGUAGUAGAAGAGCAGGAUGCACAAGCCGGUGUUUUGAGACCUGCGAAGUGUCUACAGAAUAGUUCCGUAUCUAGUCUGCUCCAGUUGAUAUGGGUACCAUACUGAGAGAGAGCGCCAGACACCUUUGUGGAAAAAGACCUAUGGUAGUCGUAAAAAGCCGACCCACCAUUUUUGUUCCCCAGGUCCACCAGCUUGUGCAUGUAGCGAUCAAACUCUUCCCUUCUAUUAGGGUACACUUCACAAAUAACAUCUCUAAAUAUACCAAAAGCUAACACAAAUUCAGGGAUGGUCAGUAUCUGGUUUAACCUGGCAUCUUUGGACCUGACCUUAACAGAUACUUCAUCAUACAUAUAAGUCUUAUUUUCAACCACAUCCGGGGAGGCAAUUAGUAGGGAUGCUAGGUUGACAUCUUUGCCUUCCAGGAUGUCUCUCUUAAUGUGGGCUGGGAUAGUGUGUGCAGGAUCAACGUCCUGAUAAUCUGAAGAGGUAAUAUUACCCAUAGCCCGUGGUUCGGUUGGUGCCUGUUGAGCGGUAUCAGGAAGGCUAGCCUUGGUGAGGGCUGUGGUGACCGCCGCGAGGUUAGCCAGUCUGUCGUUAACCUUGCCCAUAGAGUUCAUGAGCGAGGCCAGCAUAGCCUGGAUGUAACUCGAGUUGGUGUUGCUGGAGCCUUCCCCUGCUUCCGUAUUGUCGGUUGUAGUGCUUAGGAGUUUGAAUAGCUCUGCUUUCCUUGCUGUUGCAGGGUAGGGGAUUUGUCGCCUCCUUAGCUCGGUGGUGAUGCGUGGGAUCGUCCAGGCUCUGAUUGAUGCUGGACUGGCAACAUCUCUCCUACGAGAGGGUGUCUCGACCCUAGCUGGGGUGCCAUGAAGAGAUAGCUCUUCAUCACCUUCAUGAGACAUACUUAAAUAAAUAAAAGAUAAAAUUAUUAUUUGAACCGAGUAGUUUAGUACAGGCUUGCUAGCUAUGCCGUAAGGUGAAACCAUUAUGCUUAUUGUUUUGGUGACAGGUGAGGCCCUGCUAGUUGCCAAGCUGCUUGAGAGGCUCUAUCUAUGCUUGGUGCGAGGGGAUUUUUGUGGCCACUGAACGUUGUGGCAGGAUGUUAUCCUCUCAGUGACUGUAACCAGAAAAAAAAGGAAGGGGAGUGACAGGUGAGGCCCUCUCUAUGAUACGUGCGAGACGGCUAGCUCACGUGUGGGUGUAUGCUUCUGAGUUUGAGGCGGGGGAUGUUGGCCUCGCGGGACCACUAAUCCGAAGCAUAGUGCAGAGAAAAGAGGCCGAUUACCUAUUUGCCCCUAUGACCCUAAUUGCCAGUACUUAUGUCUAUUCUGUGGGAGAUUUUUGUUAUGGAUAUACUGUAAGCAGGUGUACGUACCUGGAAGUAUAGUUUUGUAACCUGAUAAUCCGUAUAGGUACCAGUAGUACCUGUAACUAAAUAGAUGUAUCCGUAUGAAAAUAAUGACAAAUGGCCAACCCAUUGUACCUUAAUUAUGAUUGGUUGUUUUGACCUGUAGAGGUCAAUGGAGAUGAUGUUUGUAGUUUCACGGUACGAAUGUACUUGCUGACCUGUAGGUGGCAGUGUCUGAGUUGUAGCAUGGUGGACGUAAUAAUAUGUAGCGUGAGUUCUAAGUAUUAAUUUUAUGUAAAAUUCCCCUGGUGACCAUAUAUGAAGUGGUCUGUAGGUGGCAGUGUAGGUAGAGAUCAUGUAUAGAUGUCAGUGAAGAGUUUGUAAAAUUAAUGUAUGAUAAUGUACUUGUCGACCUGUAGGUGGCAGUGUAGAGCCACCGUUAUAAUGUGUAUUGUAAAGUCAGACAUUUAUAAUUAACACAUGUCCCCUCCCACAAAUACAGGCCAAACGGCCUUAAUACAUAUAAAAUAAAAAUAAUCAAUAAAUACAAUUUAAAAAAUGAAUAAGAACAAAUAAAAAAAAAUAAAAAAAAAAAUAUAUACCAGUUGUAAUUUGUUCUAACUGUAUUUUGAUAUUAAUAUACAUAUAUAUUCAAUUCAAAAUACAUUUAGAAUGACAUUAUAAAUACAUAUAUGUAUCUAAAUAUCUAUAUCUCUCUCUCUAUAUAACUAUAUAUAAAUAACAAUACUAAAAAAAGUUAUAUAUACACAUAUAAAUAUAUAUAUAUAUAUAUAUUUGUGUUUGGGGCAAAUAGCCGUAUAUGGAGUAAGGUUCCAGCAUAAGCGUAGGAUAGUAUAAAGGGAGCAAGUCGGUUGUGGUGUGCCGAGACCGACGAUACGGUAGGCCUGUAAAUAAAGAGGGCAAAAAGAAUAAUCAAAGAUUUAAUACAGUCAACAAUAUAUACAAAUUAACCAGACAUUUCCUUAAAUGCAUUACGGUAUUUAAUUCCUUGAAGGAUUUUUGAAGGUAGGAAUCUAGGACCGCAACUGGACACCAUUUGUUGUGGGUAGGAUAGUAUGUUAUCUCUACUGUUGGUGCGUGUUGACUCGUUUCGGAAUGUGGUAGAGCCAAUAGGUAAUGAUAUAUGUGUUUACACACGUGGGAUCGUUGAAGACAAUGAUCUGUCUGAGUGGUGGUUAUGGUAGUGGAUUCUCUGGCCUGAGAAAGGCAUAAAAGGCAGUGUGCAUGGCUGGUAAUGGCCAACUUGGUAGUAUAAUUGAAAGGUUGUAGCUCUAAUAGGUCCGAUAAGGAUGGAAAAGUUGGAUGGCUAUUGGUAAUAUCUGAGAGGAACGUGGGGGGAUGGAUUCCUGAAAACCUCUGAGUAUAUUCUUGUCUGGUAUGAUAGCAUGAAGUUAUGGUAGUUUUGGCCAUAGGUUAUCCUGUGUUGUUGAAUGCCUGUAAAAUAUAUAAUUAAUGGUGUGUGAGAUGGUUUUAGUUUAAGGUGGCAAAAAAUGAAGCAAAACCUAGGAGAAAUGUUAUGACACAGGUUGAGCUAUGUCGUGUUCCAAUGAGAUUCUUUAAAGCCAGGUGAAUAGGUGCGUUCUACAAGUAUGGGAUGAAAGUGCUAGGUGGGAUAGUGCAUGCUAUGCUGCAUGAGUAUGUCUAAUCCAUGAUUUUGUCUCUGGAACGAAAGAGUGGCCGUGACUGUAUAUAAGGCUGUAGGAAGCGUAUGAUUAACGUGCCUGGAAUAUAAAUGAGACAAUUGUCGGCAAGGAUGUAUACCACCGCCUGGUACAUGAAAGUAAAAGAAAUGUGGUAAGUGGCCAACCAAGUGAGUUCCCCAGCAAUACCAUGAUCGUAUGGAUGAUGAGUGGCAUUUGUUGAUGAUAUGACAUGUGCUUAGUUGUCUGAGUAACAACGGAUUGAUGACCCUGACCAUGAUUUACCCCAUGCCACAGCAGCUGCUUUUAGCGGGGAAAGGAUUGCCCAUUUUAUGCCAUGUAAGUGCCAGUUUGUAGGGUAGAUGGUAGCUGUUUACUGUGUUGAUGAUAUUGGUCUUACUUAACGAAGCUUCAACCCCUGCUUGAGUGAUAGCUGUAAAGGUAGAUCAAUGGUGUGUAUAGUAAGGAAACUCCUCGGAGGGUAUGAGGGAGUUGAGACUUGGGGUAGCGAAGGUGUGUGGUGCCAAUAAGUCUAUGGUUAGUCUUUGUUUAAGGGAAGAUUCCCUUGUGACAAUACCAAUGCGUUUGUGUUUGGUGCCAUGCUGUAAAUGGUGGAGAUUGGAAAACCCAAGUAAAAACCCCUCUGCAAAUCUUGGCUAUGAGUGUGUUUACAGCCGACGGUUCUGUUGUGCUGACUGUAAGUGAGGGCAUGCUAUAUUCCUUGAGAGUUUAUUUAUGAUACCUGUAUGGGAGCCCUUUGAAGCUCCAGAGCCUUAGUAACUCUACUACAAGUCUGGAAGGGUGAUGAGUCAGUAGUGUUGAAAAUGCAUUGGUGUGUACAGAUGGUGAGUACGUUAUUUGCAAGUUGCAUUGGGACACAUGGUUUGUCAUGUGCCCUGAAUGAUUUGAACAUAUAUGCAACAGUCUAUAUGCAAUGCAACUACUAAUACCAAUUGUCUAUGGUAGUUCAGAGGUGCUGGUACCUGGAGCCUGAGAGUGCUCACCCGUUUGUUUGGGAGAAAAUCCCUUCUGUAUGGGUACCUGCACAAAUAAGCAUCUCUACAUAUUCCAAAUGCCAACACAACCAAGGGAUGGUCAGUUCCCGAUUUACCUAGAAUCCCUGGGUCUGACCAUCAUAGAUACAUCAUCAUACAUAUAUAUGCCUUGUUUCCCCAAUGUGCCGGGAUCAUAUGUGCAGGGUUAACGUCUUGUACCAAGUAACCGAGUUUCGGUUGGUGCUGGUUGUACAGUAGCGUGAGGCCCAGCCUUGUGAGGGCUGUGACUGACUCGAAAUUGCCAGUCUGUCGUAAAUUUUUUGGCUCAUGAGUUUAUGAGUGAGCUAGCAUGGCCUGGGUGUCACCUGAGUUGGUGUUGCUGGGCCUUCCCCUGCCUCCGUGUUGUCCAUUGAUGUAUGGAGGAGUUUGAAUAACUCUGCUUUCCUUGCUGUGGCAGGGUAGGGGAUUUGUCGCCUCCUUAGGUCGGAGCCACAUCUCCUCUGCUUGAAGGUGUAUCACUUCUAGCCGGGGGGGCCAGGAAGAGGUGAUUCUUCACCAUCUUUUUGAGAAAUACUUAAAUAACAAUAAAGAUUGCAAUUAUUAUUUGUACCCAGGGUCUUGUACUGGCUUGCUAGCUAAGCCGUAAGGCGAAACGAUAAGGCUUGGUGUUUUUUGGUGACUGGUGAGGCCCUGCUAGUUGCCAAGUGGCUUGAGAGGCUCUAUCUAUGCUUGGCGCGAGGGGAUUUUUUUUUGUGGCCACCGAACGUUGUGGCAGGAUGUUGGCCUCUCGGUGACAGUAACCAGAAAAUAGGAGGGGGAGUGACAGGUGAGGCCCUCUCUAUGAUACAAUGCGAGGCGGCUAGCUCACGAGUGGCCCGAGGGGUGUAUGCCUCCGAGUGUGAGGCGGGGUGUUGGCCUCGCGGGACCACUAACCAAAGCGUAAAGCAGAGAAACAGGGGGUAAUACCUAUUGGGCCAUAGAACCCUAAUUGCCAGUACAUUACUACUAUUCCAGGGAAGGUAAGAGAUGAAGGUGUAUCACUUCUAGCCAUGGUGCUAGGAAGAGGUGAUUCUUUACCAUCUUUUUGAGAAAUACUUAAAUAACAAUAAAGAUUGCAAUUAUAUAUUUGUACCCAGGGGUCUUGUACCGGCUUGCUAGCUAAGCCGUAAGGCGAAACGAUUAGGCUUGGUGUUUUUUGGUGACUGGUGAGGCCCUGCUAGUUGCCAAGUGGCUUGAGAGGCUCUAUCUAUGCUUGGCGCGAGGGGAUUUUGUGUGGCCACCGAACGUUGUGGCAGGAUGUUGGCCUCUCGGUGACAGUAACCAGAAAAAUAGGAAGGGGAGUGACAGGUGAGGCCCUCUCUAUGAUACAAUGCGAGGCGGCUAGCUCACGAGUGGCCCGAGGGGUGUAUGCCUCCGAGUGUGAGGCGGGGUGUUGGCCUCGCGGGACCACUAACUGAAGCAUAAUGCAGAGAAAAAAGGGGGUAAUACCUAUUGGGCCCUAGAACCCUAAUUGCCGGUACACUAUUACUAUUCCAGGGAAGGUAAGAGAUGGAUAACUACGUGAGCAGGUGUACGUACCUGGUAGUAUGGUAUUGAACCUGACAAUCCUUAUAGGUUUUUUAGUAGUAACUGUAACCUGAAUGGAUAAAAUCGUAUGGCAUAAGGAAAUAUGGCAUAGACCAAGCUUAUCUUAAAACAUACAGUAUAUGUGAAAGUAAAGUGCCGUGAUAUGUAAAUAUUAAACAUCAUAUCCAUACUGGUUAAAUAUGUAUCAAUCUUAACCCAUUAAGUGCUGUAUGUAUGUGAACCAUAUUACCAGUUACGUAUAUACAGAUGCGUGUGCUACUGUGUAAUAAUAUGUGUAUUUAUAACAGAUAUUGAUAUACUGCUUGCUAUGUGAAUUGUUGUAUGCCUUAUUGAAUGGCAAGUGAACAUGGAGUUGCAAAAUGCAAGUGCACUGGAGAUCUGCCGAGUGCCCUAUAGGUGGCAGUGUAGUUGAUACUGAUUGGUAUGUGAAAUGUUGUUUGUCUGUUGACCUAUAGGGGUCAGUGUUUUGGUGUUUGUAAAACCCCAUGAAAAUUGUCAAUGUACUUGACAGACCUGUAGGUGGCAGUGUUGAUAGAACCACUGUUAGUGUUAAUGUGAAAUGUAAAUUAUUGUGAAUUAAACCUGAAGUUGAGCCCGUGUUGGAGUUUAAUUCAUGGUUUAUGGUUAUGUUUAAAACAAUCUUAUGCGUAAUUUAUAUUGGCUGGUAAUUGUAUAUGACAUGUGAAGACAGUUUUGCUGUUGACCAGUAGGGGUCAGAAAUUCUGAUUGUAUGGUAAAAUACCCUUUAACCCCUGAAGGAUACAUGACAUGUGUGACAUAUCAUUUAUUCCAGAGUUUGGUCCUUAAGGGGUUAAUCCAAAUGCAAGGUUAACGUGAGAUUUUGAGAGUGACCUGUAGGGGUCAGUGUGGUUUAUGUGAAACAUUGUUUGUGAGCUAUGCCCCAGCAUUAUAGUUGUGUGACAGGGAAACAAACAGUGCCCGUUUGACAAUAUACAAUAAGUGAACAUAAUAGCUUAAUAACAGUCAUUGUAACAAACCAAAGUUCUGUUCAUGGGUUGUAAACGCACGAAGCGUGUGUGUAGUACAAUAGUAAAUGCAUGAACUAGUUCCCGUUUGGUAGAAAAUUGCACGAACCGUGAGCCUGGUAUGUCAGGGAAACAAAACGAAACGAGCAGUGAGAUUCGAAAUGCACGCACAGAAUUGCCUAGUAUGUUUAGGCAAUUGAAACAGAAUGUGUUCCCGUUUGGGAGUAUGCUAAUGCUCGAAAUGAGCCAGUGACAGAAAUAAACAAGUGAGUUUAAACAAAUGAUAUGAUAUCACUUCUAGCCAUGGUGCUAGGAAGAGGUGAUUCUUUACCAUCUUUUUGAGAAAUACUUAAAUAACAAUAAAGAUUGCAAUUAUAUAUUUGUACCCAGGGGUCUUGUACCGGCUUGCUAGCUAAGCCGUAAGGCGAAACGAUUAGGCUUGGUGUUUUUUUUUGGGUGACUGGUGAGGCCCUGCUAGUUGCCAAGUGGCUUGAGAGGCUCUAUCUAUGCUUGGCGCGAGGGGAUUUUGUGUGGCCACCGAACGUUGUGGCAGGAUGUUGGCCUCUCGGUGACAGUAACCAGAAAAAUAGGAAGGGGAGUGACAGGUGAGGCCCUCACCUGUUUGGGAGUAUGCUAAUGCUCGAAAUGAGCCAGUGACAGAUAUAAACAAGUGAGUUUAAACAAAUGAUGCAAUGGUUUUAGGACAGAUUUAGACCAAAUGCAGCCGUAAAGUGAGGACCUGACCCGUGCAUGGUGCCUGGCGUAACGGGUAGGCCGACUUACGGUUUGUGAGUCACUUGGACACCAUCCACAGCAAUAGAUUGAAGAAAGAAGGUGAUAGGCCGGAAAAGCCUGUGGCUGAAUUCCUGACACAGCUCAAGUUAGAAAACCUCAUGGAGUAAUCAGGUAAAAUGGCGUCUGGAUGACCCGGAAGUGGAAAUCAUUCUGAUGCUGACCUCAAGCGAUAUGAGUCAGGUAAGGGGUGUCCCUUAUAUAGGGGAGUGAAUUAAUUUAAGCCCCUCCCACAAAUACAGGCCAAAUGGCCUUAAAACAUAUACAUAUAUAUAUAUUUUUUCAAUUCUACAAAUAUAUUUAUAUAAUAUUUUUACAUAAUCAAGUUAUUUUAUUAAUUACAAUUUGUGGGACCUGCCUGACAGCCCAGGCUGAAAGUCCAGAGAAUUUGGCUUGCAAGCCCUAUAUUUAACACUGUAACUUUCUAGGAUACCAUAAAAACUGUACAUGGGGGUUAUUGUUUUACUUGGGAGACUUCGCUGAACACAAAUGCAGUUUUUUGCAUAUUUCACACACAAACAGUACUUCCACUGACGAUAUUGUUGUGAUACAUUUUACUAUUUUGAAACACUAAUAUUUGUGUUUGGCGAAGUCUCCUGAGUACAACAGUACCACCCAUGUACAGGUUUUAUGGUGUUUUCAAAAGUUACUGAGUCAAAUAUAAGGCUUGAGUUUCCUUUUUUCCCCACUGGUUAUGUUGCUUUUGAGACUGUAUGGUAGCCCAGGAAUGAGAAUUACCCCCAUGAUGGCAUACCAUUUGCAAAAGUAGACAACCCAAGGUAUGUCCAGUCUUUUUUAGUAGCCACUUAGUAACAAACACUGGCCAGAAUUAGCAUUCAAUUUAGUUUUUUGCAUUUUUCACACACAAACAAAUAUGAAUGCUAAAUUUGUUUGUAACUAAGUGGCUACUAGAAAGGACUGGAUAUACCCCAUUUGUAAUGCCUUGGGUUGUCUACUUUUGCAAAUGGUAUGCCAUCAUGGGGGUAAUUUUCAUUCCUGGGCUACCAUUUGGUCUCAAAGGCAACAUAACCAAUCUGGCGAAUCUCAAUGUGCAUAACCUGAAAAAUGUAACAUGCUAUAUUUGACCCUUUAACUUCCCCCAAAAAACAUAAAAACCUGUACAUAGGGGGUACUGUUUUACAUGUGAGACAUUGCUGAAUACAAAUAUGUGUAUUUUAUUCCAGUAAAGCUAACAGUAUUAUGACAUUCACCGUUAAAAUGUCACGUAGAACUAAAAAAAACAUUUCCCCCCAUUUUUUUAUAUUUUAUUCAUAUUAAAUUAGGUUUCAUAGCUAAAUAUUGACGUUAAAUGAAAUCCCUGUUUCCCCUGAAUAAAAUGAUAUAUAAUAAGUGUGGGUGCACUUAAUAUAAAAGAGGUGAAAUACAGUUGAACAGACAUAAACAGUCAAAUUCCAGGUUUUGGUUACGUUUUGUUUUGAUCACAACGUGUACAUUUGGCUCAGUCCUUAGGAGGUUAAAUGCAUCCCUUUUGGUGUUUUGGUGUCCCUUUAAAUGUGAAAUUCACUAUGAAUGCCUGACUUAAGUAAAUACCCUGUUAGUGAGUUAGUUAUGAAUUUGUGCCAAAAAUGUGGCAGUGCCCUUUAUUUAGAAUUCCAAUACACACUGGCAACUUACUGUCAAUACACAUAUUAUAUAUGACUGAGAUUACUACUCCAACAGAAGGUUCCUUCAAACUGAUACCUGACCGACAUAUUUAUCUUUAAUUAGCUUUCAUGGUUUUGCUUUCUUUUCUUAGAUAAUCGGUUGGACUUUAAUUGCUGCUGUGUUACUUCUAGCAGUGCUAAGUAUAUGCGCAAGUCGAUGUUGCUCACCAGUUCGUUAUCGACAGAGGAAAUUUUGGAAAAGUUAUAUAAGACAUGAGCAGGAGAUGGUUGAUAAAAAAACUAAUGAGCUUGCCAUCAGCUUUGCAGAAAGGAAUGUUACAAGUUUUUUUGAACAGACCCAACCUGAUCCAUUCGUAAUGCCGACCUCCAGAGAAUGGCAGCGUAUAUCCUCAUCUUACAAUUUCAAAGCGAAUCCGGACUACUAUAGCAUGAUACACAAAUUAAUAGAGGGAAAUACCAAGACAAACGGAGAAAAAGAAGCAUCAGAAACUGUUUAGUGGGAUUCUAUGUGCUAAAUAGUCAUGUGAAUUUGUUACUCUUUCAUCAUUAUGUUGCCGCUGCAUAAAAGGUUUUGUGAAAUGUUAAACGUAAAUAUACUUUUUCUCCCUCUGUAUUUUUGCAGAUCAGCAGUUCCUCAGCUUCCUGUUUGUAAUUCCCUGCUCACGUCUCAAAAAUGUCUAAUUUGAGCCAAUAAGAGUAAACCAAUGACUGUGUAUGUGAAUCAUUACUUCAGCACUAUUCAGCACAGCCUUUACAUCAAUAUCAAACCGAAUACCACACCAUACAUAUAUUACCAAAAAUGUCUCUAUCUCUAAUGAUUGUCAUUAUAUAGUUGCAGUUUACAUGUUUUGUCUGUAGCCUCUCUUUAAAGGGACACUAUAGUCACCAGAACAACUUCAGCUUAUUGAAUUUGUUCUGGAGUGUAGAAUCAUUACCUUCAGGCUAUUUUGCUGUAAACACUGUAUUUUCAGAGAAAAUGCAGUGUUUACAUUACAGCCUAGUGAUAACUUCACUGGCCACUCCUCAUAUGGCUGUUAGAGAUCCUUCCUUGGUCAUGGCUGCCUAAAAUGCAUCCAAUCAUUCCGUAUCUCCUCCCUCUGCAUGCAGACACUGAACUUUCCUCAUAGAGAUUCAUUGAUUCAAUUCAUCUCUAUGAGGAGAUGCUGAUUGGCCAGGGCUGUGUUUGAAUCAUGCUGGCUCUGCCCCUGAACUGCCUCAUUGUCAGUCUCAGCCAAUCCUACGGGGAAGCACUGUGAUUGGUUCAGGCUACCACUUCUGAUGAUGUCAGCAGACUGCUUGUUUUUUUUUUUUAGGCAAACAGCAUGCAGAUCUACAGCUUCUGGCUUGAAUACAGUAAUAUGUUGCUAUAUUUAUGGAGGCAUGAAGGGCCCAGGGGGGCUAGAUGGUGGUUUUAACACUAUAGGGUCAGGAAUACAUGUUUGUGUUCCUGAUCCUAUAGUGAUCCUUUAAAGUUGACUACAUUCUAAACAAUAAACAAAAUGCUGCAACACGUUUCCACUAAUAACUUUUUAGUGUUUUGGGUGGUUAGCAUGACUGAACUGACCUUAGGAGACUAUAGGUACAUCCAGUGACUUGGACAACCAUAAUACUGGAGACACUGUAUUUAAUAAGAUUCCUUUAAACUCUGCUUCAGGUGCCCAUAGUCACAGAGUCACAAACAAAUGUAUUUGAUGCAAGGCUUAUCUUAUUAUAGCCUACAGAAAGUUUAUUCCGUCUUUCCCUUAAAAUAAGACUGGGUCUUAUAUUAAUUUUUCCCCCGAACAAAGCACUAGGGCUUAUUUUCGGGAGAUGUCCUAUUAUGGUGAAAAAUAAUAGCAAGCACCUGCUUGAAAGUAGGCCUACGUUCGGGGGAUUUCCCGAACAUAGAUAAGCGAACUAGUGACUAGUGCUUACUUUUGGGGGAUGUCUUAUUUUUUGGGGAAAACGGUAGUAAACAUAGAUAAUACACAUAAUAGAAAAUAUAUACAAAGACAGCAAGAUGGGGGUACAGAACAAUUUCACACAGGAGUAUAUUGCAUAACUAAGGUAGUAAUCUAUAUUCAACUCUGACUUUACCGAAAAAUAGAAGGGCAACCAGGUUAGUCACGUGCACAACUUAAAAUUAAGGAAAGCAACAACAAUAAAACAGACAAUAUAUAUAUCUGCAGUACAAAAAGUGUUCCUGGCAUAUUCAUCACACUCUAACACCUAAAGGGACACUCUAAACACAUAAUGACUAUGAAGCAAUAGCCUGCUGGCAGUGGCUAAUGUGCUGAGAGGGCCUUUUUAACUUUUAAUAGUUUAGUAAGGUAAAAUAUUUUCUUCUAUGUAUGCGAUUAUUCUUUGGUAAAUUAUAACACCUUGCAGAUUACGUAGUUUAGUUUGAUUUUAUUCUCCAAACAUUGACUUUUGGUGAAUUUAAAACAUAACUUAAAAAUCUAGUAACCGAAAACGUAUUAAAGUUCUAAACUCAUCUGUAUUCAAAACUUGAGUAUUUUGUCAAUAUUGUGUGUUAUGUAUUCAAUCCACCUUGAUUCACUAUUUAGUGAAUAAACCCCUAUUUGAAACAUAUUUGUAAUUAUUAAAACAUAUGUAUGUAUUCGCAAACAUUUGAUAUUUUUUGUUUUAGCUGAUUGUGUAUGUGAGUGCCAUCUGGUGGUUAAAUGGAUGACAAGCAAAACUAGGAAUUGUACAGAAUAUAUAUAGUUUUAUAUUACAUUAUAGUAUGAUAUAUCAUGUACGCAAUGUAUGGAUUGUAUAAUAAAGAAAACAAUAGUAAAAAAAUAUAUAAAAAUAUAAAAUCAUAUUUGGUUAGAUGCUUACAAUAAAUUUUUUACUAAAAUCCUUAACUAGUUCUAAACUAAUAAUACCCAAUAUGUUGACACAUCUGUAUGUGGGUGGCUUAAUUUAUACAGGAAGUAGAAACAAUCCUGUAUUUUUUUUUUUUUUCAUUUUCCAUAUGAAAUAUAAAUACAGUAGGAAAUGUUUUGUUUACAGGUAAUGGGAGAUAUAUUGUAUUGAAAUGUAUGUUAUAGGAAAAUAAUGCCAUUAAGGGAUUUAGCAUGUCUCAUAAACUCAGGGAAAUAAAAAGUCAACUUUCUUUUAAAAUAUUUAUGAGCAUUUUGAUAAAUACAAACAUUAUGUCAAAUUUAUGAACAAUUUGUUUUCUCUGACUAAUGUCCGCAGAAUAUGUUUGAACGUGC